Molecule: messenger RNA, 4731 nt
Organism: Rhopilema esculentum
Lineage: Eukaryota; Metazoa; Cnidaria; Scyphozoa; Rhizostomeae; Rhizostomatidae
Product: lethal(2) giant larvae protein homolog 1
Biological process (GO): regulation of establishment or maintenance of cell polarity; Golgi to plasma membrane transport; cortical actin cytoskeleton organization
Cellular component (GO): cytoplasm; cortical actin cytoskeleton; plasma membrane
Molecular function (GO): syntaxin binding; myosin II binding; GTPase activator activity
Source: RefSeq, a predicted model, not a curated record
UUUGAAAGUUAACGCCUUACUUACAAUUAGUGACUGCGAGCAAGGCGGUUUUGGGAAGAGUUGCAGCUGGCAAAGGCGAACUUUAAAAAUGCUGAAACGAGUAAAGAGGAAGAUCCCCGAAAAGGAUCGUAUUGGACAGGAUUUAUUUCAGUUCUCAAAGACUGUUGAACAUGGGUUCCCAAACAAAGCAAGUGCCAUUGCAUAUGAUGCCAAGCUGAACCUUUUAGCAAUUGGAACAAGCAUUGGAUUUUUAAAAAUAUAUGGUCGACCUGGGGUUGAACUCUCUGCUUUUCAUCCAACAGAGACUUGCAUCCAGCAGCUAUUUUUCCUACCUGAACAGGGUAAAAUUAUCAGUGUUUGUGAUGACGGUGAGCUCAACACAUUGCAUCUUUGGGAAGUAAGUGAAAGAGAUGGAAGUUCUGUCAUGGAAGAGGUCAAAGCUUGUACUUUGGAAGGGAGGUUAAAAAAGAUAUCAGUAUGUUGUUUAUCAAUGGAGAGAGAGUGUCUCUAUAUUGGAACAGAAGGUGGCCACAUUUACCUUUUGGACCUAUGCAGCUUUGGGCUCAAGGAUCAUAUUAUUUAUCAGGAUAUUGUCAUGCAAAGCCUUCCUGGAGACGAAAAUAAGACCAACGGAGGUUCAGUGGAAGCCUUAAAGGAGCAUCCGUUUGACUCAAGCAGACUUCUAAUCGGCUACAAGAAGGGCAUAAUUGUGUUAUGGAACCAAGAUAAAAUAAAGGCUGAAGGCACGUUUAAGGCAUCGCAUGAUUUAGAGAGCUUGUACUGGCAUCACAGUGCUAACCAGUUCAUAAGUGCUCAUGAACGAGGAAUGAUAUCCAUAUGGACCAUCCAAGAAGCUGAAGACUGCGAGCCGAUUCAAGAAUCAUCGACUCCAUAUGGACCGUUUCCAUGUAAACCGAUUCGUAAGGUUGAAUGGCAGGAUCCAUACGUGGUAUUUUCUGGAGGUCUACCCAGAGCAAGUUACGGGGAUAAGCAUGCCAUCUCUUUGUUGCAAGGGAACACUGUGCAAGUCGUCUUCGAAUUCACUUCGAAAGUGAUUGAUUUCUUUGUUAUAAAAGAUGCCCACGACUCGAAUGAGCCAAUUGCUUUGGCGGUUCUCUGCGAACAAGAAUUUGUGAUGAUUGAUUUGAAAUCCAAAGAGCAAGGGUUUCCAAGUCACAUGCCGCCAUACCUAGCAUGUUUGCAUUCAUCAACAAUCACAUGCUCAAUCCACUGUCAUGACUGUCCAGAUGAGUUGUGGAACAGAAUAAAAUCUCUUGGAGAGAAAUGUUUUCGUGGUGAACAGUCUAAAGAGCCAUGGCCAAUAAACGGCGGCAAAUCUCUUCUUAAAAAGUCCAAUUUUCACGACCUUUUAGUUACCGGCCACGAAGAUGGAAGCAUCAAGUUCUGGGAUGUUUCCCAAGUAAACAUGCACUUAAUGUGCACCAUAAUGACAUCACGAGUUCUAAAAUGCGACCUUGACGACGAGCCUCCCCAUGAUCCGGAUGCUGACGAUGAAGGCUGGCCUCCAUUCAAAAAAGUUGGGGCAUUUGAUCCCUUGCUAGAUGAUACCAGAUUCGUCAUUCUAAAAUUGGCACUUUGUCCAAUUACCCAACUACUUAUUGUUGGUGGGGCUGGCGGCCAGGUCAUUUUCUAUAAUCUUGCGAAAGAGAGGAUCGAAUCUCCAGAGUAUGAGAAUAUAAACGUAAUAGCCAAACUAGAUGGUUUUGAAUGGAAGGGCAAUGGGCCACUGUCUUUAAAACAGAAUAUCGACGGCACAAAUGGCAUUUUACCUGAAAGGGUCGUACAGCUUCAGCCGCCAGCCGCUGUCACUGCCGUCGCGUUAAAUUCUGCUUGGCAAUUAGCUGCAGUUGGGACAUGUCAUGGCUUUGUUGCUUACGAUUAUCGAAGUGGCAAAGUUGCCUUGACAAAAUGCACUAUCAGUCCAACUGAUCUUGCAAACACAGGCGGACCAAUUCAAAGACGAAAAUCAUUUACGAAAUCCUUACGAGACUCGAUUCGGCGAUUCAGGAGUCGUAAAAGCACUCGAGGAUCGCGGCGUAAAAGGGCUGCUGGUGCCAACGAGGCUACAGAAGGAUCCUCUUCGAGUCCUCGUACCCAGUCCCCAAUCGAAAUCGAAAGAUCUUCAGCGCCACGACUGAUUGACGAGAGCAGAGUUGACGAAUCAUUGCUUAGCUUGGUAAAGUGUUUAUACUUUGCGGAGACAUUCAUCACUGAUGCAACACAUCAAACACCAACUCUCUGGGCUGGAACGAAUUCUGGUUCAAUAUUCGUUUAUUCUAUAACCAUUCCCGAUGAGGAGAGACGACAAGAAAACUCGAUUGCCGCCGAGGUAGGUAAAGAAAUAAAGCUUAGGCACCAUGCCCCCGUUGUGUCUAUCAACAUAUUGGAUAAAAACGGAGUGCCACUGCCGUCUCUCAAGGAGGUCGAAGCGGGUCGUGAGAAGCCAGCUGAUGCCACAGGACCACACUCGUUGCUUAUUUGCUCAGAAGAGCAGUUGAAAAUAUUCGCAUUGCCAACUUUGAGACCAAAAAACAAAGAAAAGCUCACAGCCAUUGAUGGGUCACGAGUAAGGCGGAUAGGAAUGAUAAAAGUCCCUGCGAAGAAAGAAGAAGAGACGGUGGACUACCAUUGCAUGGCUUGUUUGACCAAUUUAGGAGAUAUUGUCGUUUAUGCUGUACCCAGUCUUCGACCCCAUAUGAAAACAAAUGCUAUUAAAAAAGAUAAUAUUUGCGCCAUACAUUCGACGGUCUUGACAAGAAAUGGUCAAGGAUUUUACUUGCGAAGUAACACUGAAAUACAAGGAUUUUGCCUUACGGUCAAUGAAAUUGUAAAACCAAACUGCGUGCUCAGUCCUGAGGAUUCAACAGAGGACGAGACGGUUCUUCAAGACACCGCCGCUGCAUCCACACAGAACGAACAGAAACCUGCUCCACUAGAGCCUGAUACUGAAUCGCAUUCACCUCCGAAAUCAGAGACGACAAGUCCGCCGGACGUCAUCCCCGCGAGCGACAAAAUCAGAUCGAGUCCAGAGACGGUCGGGAAUUGGUCGGUUACUCUGACGGAAACAAAUACAACACAAAAUCACGUACCAACUAGUGAAGAGAAGGUCACAAUAACAACAACAGAAGAAAUCGUGAAAAGUGAAGAUGGAAGUGAGGUUCUUGAAUCGGUUGAAUUUGAGACCCGUGAAACUGUGAUUGUGUCUAAGACCACACAACAAAUAGUCACUUCAAAGACUGUCGAAACAGUUGUCGUUAAUAGUGAAGAGAAAACAGUUAUCGAAGGUAUGCACGAUAUCCUGAAGCACAGCCUCGAUGAAAAGCCAGCUGGAGACGAGGUUAAUCCAUGAGCACAUGUGAGACAUGGCGACUAUGCUGCUUUCUGUUCACUUGUAAAUACACACUGAAAUUGCUUUGCAGUUAUUGCCACCAUUGUGUGAGCUAGAAAAACGAACAGUUCUAACAGCACCAAGUUAUAGUCAAGUAAUAUCGAAAACCUGAGACUUUUAGACCCUUAUUUGCAACGAUAAUGUUGUUAUGUUCACCGUCAGUAGAAAACAGAUCGUUAAACUUCGUAGAUAAAGCCGACUAUACACGAUGUUAUGCUUGUGGAAUUCGCAUCAUUUGCUAGAAAGUUGCCACUCUUUCUCCAACUGUUUUGAUGCUUGUAAAGCCGCUGCUUUAGAAUCAGCAUUUCAGAAAUUCCAGCUAAACUUUCACGUUUGUUUAGAUGUAUUAUUUAAGUUUAGAUUUUGCUUCCCAGGAGAAUUGUAUUGUCUUCGUUUUUAAAGGUAAUUUUUUUAAAUGAAGUAGCAUUAAUGUUGAAAUUUUUAAAUAUCUCAUUUAGGUAACCUAAACUUUUAUAUAUUAGAACCAAUUUUGCGUCGAUACGACGGCGCCAGUUUUGUUCAAAUUCUCCUUUAUUCCCUUCUUCAAGCAAUUCCUCUAUAGCUUUCUCCCAAACGGAACGCAAUUUUCUUUUGCGAAGAAAAAGUUCGAUGCACGACUACAAAUCUUCACUAAACCAGUGCUCUCCUUGUCAAUAUAGUCUUUUCAGUGAAAUAAAAUUCAAUUCUCCAAUGCUUACUAUCGUUAUCACAAGUUAGUUGUAUUUGCUUACAUAAUGAAUGACAGACCUGCCUUGGCAUGAGUACAGUCGCUUUUUCGAGGAUAACCCAAUCCUUAUCUACCCCCCUCAAACUCACUAGUUCCAUACAGAUCAUCAUAUGCAUUUUUCUUAUGUUCAGCAAUUCUUGUGAUUUCAAACGCCAAAGAAAGAACUUUGGCUUUUUUAGUGGUUGGAAAUGAACUGAGUUUUUCCCUUUACAUGAACAAUUUACGUUACAAUUAAAAAUUCUUAACAAGCCUCUUCAUUUUACGUAAUUGAUCACCAUAUAUGAGCAAACAGGACAAUUUUGCGUGUGUAUAUAUGCUAAAGAUGUAUGUCCUUUUGAAUAUUAUCCGGCAACUUCUACCAUAAUCGUUGAAUGCAAGUAUGUCGCAUUUAUGGUUUGUAAGAUCUUAUUGUUUUACUGUUAGUAAAUAUUAGCAUUCUAAGGUAUUAAAGGGACGCUUCCAUUUAAGAAGUUUUUACUGAAACGAUGUGAUUUAUUUAAUUGUCAGAAAUGUUUUAACUUUUUAUUUCCUUAUUGUUAGAAACAGUAAACGAAUUGUAGAAAAUGAGAUUGUAACUAACAAGAACUUGUGUGAA